Olea europaea var. sylvestris is the source of this 2135-nucleotide messenger RNA. RefSeq names its product NADPH:adrenodoxin oxidoreductase, mitochondrial-like. Lineage: Eukaryota; Viridiplantae; Streptophyta; Magnoliopsida; Lamiales; Oleaceae. The record is from RefSeq and is a predicted model, not a curated record. Gene Ontology annotation, molecular function: oxidoreductase activity. The transcript is spliced from 14 exons. The coding region runs from base 231 to 1685 and encodes 484 amino acids.
UACAAAACAUACCGUAUGUUAGCUAGCUCGCCGUCUCUCUCACCGUUGUCCCUGGCGCGCCGCGCCCACUGGUGAUUUUUCCCCAUCCUGAAGAAGCGGGAAAGGAGCACUGCUGAAGAAUUGAUUAAGUGUUGAAGUGAAACUGGUUUACUGUCUGUUGUACGCUUGAAUCCGACUUUGUUCUAUAACGAGCAUUUAUAAUCAAAUCCUAAAGAUUUUGAUCCGUCAAAAUGGCACUUUUUGGAAAAUUAAGAUGGAUUUCGCGAAGAUUUACUACACUUGCUGCGACUCCUUUACGUAUUUGUGUUGUUGGUAGUGGACCUGCUGGCUUCUACACUGCAGAAAAGAUUUUGAAGGCACAUAAAGAAGUAGAAGUUGAUAUAGUUGACAGAUUACCAACUCCGUUUGGAUUAGUGCGGUCAGGCGUUGCACCUGAUCAUCCAGAAACAAAGAUAGUGAUUAAUCAGUUCUCUCGAGUUGCACAAAAUGACCGUUGCUCAUUCCUUGGGAAUGUGUCUGUUGGUUCCUCCGUAUCUUUGCCUGAGCUACACGAGAUGUAUAAUGCGGUAGUACUUGCAUAUGGUGCUGAAAGUGAUAGAACUCUUGGCAUUCCAGGAGAGGAGUUGGGUGGAAUACAUGCUGCCAGAGAAUUUGUUUGGUGGUAUAAUGGGCAUCCAGACUGUAGAAAUUUAGCUCCAGAUUUGACAAGCACUGAUACUGCUGUUAUUCUUGGUCAGGGUAAUGUGGCUCUUGAUGUGGCUCGAAUUCUUUUGCGGCCAACAAUGGAAUUGGCAAAAACUGAUAUUGCAAGCCACGCAUUGGCUGCUUUAGAAGAGAGCUCUAUAAGAAAAGUUUAUUUAAUUGGAAGACGUGGACCAGUACAAGCAGCCUGUACUGCAAAAGAAUUACGUGAAGUUCUUGGCAUUAAAGACAUCUCAAUUCAAGUUAAGCAAGCUGAUUUAGUUACAACCCCAGCAGAUGAGGUAGUAAUGAAGAACAACAGGAUCCGAAGGAGGGUUUAUGACUUGAUUUUGAAGGCAGCCUCAUCAGGACAUUCUCCUCCUCUUCCAGAUCAACGUGAACUACACCUUGUCUUCUUUCGUAAACCAGAUAGGUUUCUAGAGUCAAAAGAUAGAAGUGGUCAUGUUGCUGGUGUACUUCUCGAGGAGACAACUCUCCAAGGAGAUGAUCUGGGAAAACAAAUUGCAGUAGGUAAUGGAGUAUUUGAAGAAAUAUCGUGCGGGUUGGUGCUGAAGAGCAUUGGUUUUAAAUCAGUAGCUAUUGACGGUUUACCAUUUGAUCAUGACAAAGGAAUUGUUCCAAAUGUUGGGGGUCGUGUUUUGGCCGAUUCAUCCACUGAUUUUCCACAAUAUGAGACAGGAUUAUAUGUUUGCGGGUGGUUGAAGAGAGGACCGACUGGGAUCAUUGGCACCAACCUUUAUUGUGCUGAAGAAACUGUUGCGAGCCUUUCCGAGGACAUUGAGAGAGGAGUACUAACUUCUAACUCAGCAAAGCCCGGGAGAGGAGGACUACUUCAGUUGUUAGAUAGAAGGAAUAUCAGAGUUCUCCAAUUUCAUGACUGGGAAAGAAUUGAUACGGAAGAGAAAAGGGGUGGGAACUUGAAAAACAAACCCAGGGAAAAACUUGCGACAUGGGAGGAGUUGCUACAAGUUGCCAGCAAAUGAAAGCAUCUUUCUUUGUGGGUAGUGUAGAUGGUUAACGCUUCAAACAAACUAAUACUUCCAUUUCCAUCAGAGUAUGUUAUCUUUUCAUGAACUGACCCUGCUUUAGUUUGUUGGGCCAUCAACACGUGUGAAUAAUUUUAUACGAUAUCGUUUCCUAGAAAUAAAUACAAAGUGGCAGAGGAUUGUACUGAUGGUUUCAUCUGCAUUAUUACAGGUUUUUUUAGCCUGGCACGCAAUUCUGAAAAUUCGAGCAAAGAAAGGAAGAAACCAGAGACGUAGUUUUGCGGAAAAUACAAGCUUUUCUCAUGGGAACAUUUCAUAUUCGGUAUUUUCUUUAGAUCACGUGGUUGAUCAAUAUAAUUACCUGGAUUAUGUGCAUAUAGUUGCUAGGGAUUACCAUCUUAGACAACAUGAAUUUGUGUUAUUUAUUAAUUGCUAGUCCUUUGGAAA